Messenger RNA from Jatropha curcas, 1118 nucleotides. RefSeq lists its product as uncharacterized. The record is from RefSeq and is a predicted model, not a curated record. NCBI's taxonomy places the organism in Eukaryota, Viridiplantae, Streptophyta, Magnoliopsida, Malpighiales, Euphorbiaceae.
CUUCUUCCUCUAUAAAUGACUCACUGGUCACUUUUCUUUAACUCCCCUAUUCUCUUGAUUUUUCUUCUCCUCUUUUCUUGCUUGAGAGGGAAAAAAGAUAAACAUAAAAUGGAAGAGUUGGGUUCUCUAUGGAGCUAUGAGAGUGUUGAUGAAUUGAGGCAGAAGCUAUUAUGCACAACAAUUGAGCUAGAGGCAUUCAAAGGAGAAGCAAAUGAAGAAAUUAGAAAACACAAGGAAGAUAAGAAACAUUUAAUUGAUCUUCUGAAAAUGGCAUAUAAAGAAAGAGAUGAAGCAAAAGACCAGUUACAGAAGCUUAUUAACAAGCUACUGCCUUCAAAUUCUACUGAUAUAAAUCAAAUUAUACUCCAACCGCAACCUGGGAGCCCUCUUGUUAUACCCAUGAAGGCAAAUUCAAGCAUAACAGAAUCCAAUAGUUUAUCUGAUACAUAUAAUGCAGUUACUUCACCAGAUCUUUCUAGUAUGAACAUGGCAGAUUCAGGUCAUAUUGACUUUGUUAAUAAGGCAUAUGUUCAAGAAUAUAAUACUUUUGUCUCACCUAUAGUUCCGAAAAUUGAUCCUGCUGAUGCUGCUAUUGAUAGUCUUGUUAAUGGAAAAAAUUUGCCUCAAAAAGGGAAACUUUUACAAGCUGUGACUGAGGCAGGUCCUCUUCUGCAGAACUUAAUUGUUGCAGGCCCACUUCCGCGGUGGCGAAAUCCUCCUCCAUUGCAGACUUUUAGGAUUCCUCCAGUUUCUAUCAAAGGAUGUGAGAAAGCUGUUGCAAACGCAAAUUCUGCUGCACAAAAACCAUUGAAUUCAAUUUCUUAUCCUGAUAUGUGUCGCGGGUCGUCUCAAAUGUGUUCUGCUUCUGUGUUAAAUUUUGCUACUGGUGGAGCAUCUUCAUCUGGUUUAGACAGUGGUUAUGGUUGGCCCUUAAAUUCUGCCAAAAGACAAAGAUUUCAUUGAGAAUUUGAGACUAUGUUCCUUAUAUAUAUAUAAAUAUUUUUUGUAAAAAAUUUAAUCUCACUGCUGGAUGGUGUAAAAUAGAUCUCUGUUUUGGGAUGAAAAUGUUACAUUUCUUGCUUCUUCUUGAUUAAUCAGAUUUAGUUUUCUUUUUUCAA